CCAGGGAAACAGGCCAAUUGGACGCUCCCACAUUUCUAAGCGUACACACGCGUAUUCAAGACUCGAGGCACCGUUGCAUCCGGUAGCGGUCCACUCUGACAGACUGCCGCAGAGGCGCAGACUGCCGCGGGAUCAGACGGUUGUUGGACGGGUUGUGAUAUCUUCGUUGUCCGUAGCACCAUGAGGCUGCUAUUGUUCCUGAGCUUGGCCGCUGUUUCCUGUGCGACCAACGGACCAAAAGUCACUGAUAAGGUAUGGUUUGAUAUCAAGAUCGGCGACGAUGACGCGGGCAGAGUAGAAAUCGGUCUGUUCGGUAAAACCGUUCCGAAGACCGUCAAGAAUUUUGUGGAGCUUGCCAAGCUGCCGGAAGGUGAAGGAUACAAAGGCAGCAAAUUCCAUAGAGUGAUUAAAGACUUCAUGAUCCAAGGAGGAGAUUUCACAAAGGGGGAUGGCACUGGAGGUCAUAGCAUCUAUGGGGAUCGCUUCGCCGAUGAAAACUUCAAGCUGAAGCACUAUGGUGCUGGAUGGCUGUCCAUGGCCAAUGCUGGCAAGGAUACUAAUGGAUCUCAAUUCUUCAUCACAGUGAAACAAACGCCAUGGCUUGAUGGUAGACACGUCGUCUUUGGAAAAAUUAUUAAAGGAAUGGAUAUAGUGCGCAAAAUUGAACAAACGAGCACUGACUCGCGUGACAAGCCACGGAAGGACGUGGUUAUUGCCGACUGUGGUGCAGAGACUGUAACAGAACCAUUUAGCGUAUCUAAGGAUGAUGCCACUGAUUAAAUUUCAGCAUUCGCCAAUAGCCUCAUUAUUCUUUAUGAUCUCUUUAUUUUAUACAAAACUCUUUUGGAAACUGCAUGCUUUUAACAACCUUGUUGGUUUCUACGAAUGGACGAAUGACACCAACAAUCAUUUUAGUAUCAUAAUUGACUGUUUAAUAGCAUUCUAGCGGAAAAAACGAUGUAGCAGUGAUAUCAACGAAACGACGUUUUGUAGAGUCAUAAAGCGUUGAAGCAACAAUCAAUAAGUAAUGAAACAACAGUUUCUAUUCUAAUUGUUAAAAACUAUGUCUAACUUGCACGAUAAAUUUUGUAUGUAAGCAGAUUUUCUACAUUCACGAAUAAAUGUAAGUUGUUUAAAGUA
Molecule: messenger RNA, 1140 nt
Organism: Solenopsis invicta (red fire ant)
Lineage: Eukaryota; Metazoa; Arthropoda; Insecta; Hymenoptera; Formicidae
Gene: Ppib
Product: peptidyl-prolyl cis-trans isomerase B
Exons: 4
Coding region: 181-780 (199 amino acids)
Biological process (GO): protein folding; protein peptidyl-prolyl isomerization
Cellular component (GO): intracellular membrane-bounded organelle
Molecular function (GO): peptidyl-prolyl cis-trans isomerase activity
Source: RefSeq, a predicted model, not a curated record